Molecule: messenger RNA, 3229 nt
Organism: Poecilia latipinna (sailfin molly)
Lineage: Eukaryota; Metazoa; Chordata; Actinopteri; Cyprinodontiformes; Poeciliidae
Gene: cpeb3
Product: cytoplasmic polyadenylation element binding protein 3
Exons: 11
Coding region: 174-2180 (668 amino acids)
Biological process (GO): negative regulation of cytoplasmic translation
Cellular component (GO): synapse; cytoplasm; neuron projection
Molecular function (GO): mRNA regulatory element binding translation repressor activity; ribosome binding; translation factor activity, RNA binding
Source: RefSeq, a predicted model, not a curated record
UCCCACAAGCCCUUUCGGCCAUCGCCCAUGCGCCGCAGUCAAUCAGCUGUUGAGGCAACUGCUGACCACCUCGGCACAAGCGUAGCUCGUUUGUCAUAUCCCAACCCAGGCGAGGCAAACAGAAAUAUCUAUUCACAGUCUGAAAAAGGUGAACGAUAAAAGCUCAGCAAACCAUGCAGGAUGAUUUACUGAUGGACAAAAACAAAGCCCAGCCUCAUCAGCAGCAGCAAGAUCCGACACAAGUAGACCCUCCUCCCUCCACGCCGACCCCGUCAUCGGAUCCCACUUCAUCCUCAUCCGAGUCGGAGAGCCCGUCGACCGGCAGCAGCCAAGCGGCUUCCGCGCUGAGCAACAGCGGCAGUGGCGGCAGCAAGGACCGAGUCCCGAUGGAGUCGCCUAUCCUGCCCGGGCUGGGCUUCCACCAGCACCCGCUUCAGGAGACCGGCGGACCCCUCGGUUCCCCUCCGUCGUCGUUCGGGAGCACUUGGUCCACGGGGACCACGAACGCCGUGGAGGACAGCUUUUUCCAGGGAAUACCGUCCGUGAAUGGGACGAUGCUUUUCCAGAACUUCCCGCACGUCAACCCGGUGUUUGGGGGGAAUUUCUCCCCGCAAAUCGGGCUUUCUCAGCAGCAGCAGCAGCAGCAGCGGAGAUCCCCGGUCAGUCCCAGCCAAGGCCCCUUUCCCCAGAGAAACGCUUACCAGACCAUCAUGAACAACAGCAAAGGGACCUCGUCGUCUUCCCCGGCUUCCUCCUCCGCCUGGAAUAACCACCAGAACGCCGGGUGGAGCACCCCGUCCAACCCGUGGAGCGGGCUGCAGCCGGGCAGAGACCCGCGCCGAGCCGUGGGCGUCGGGGUUGGUGUUGGGGUCGGGGUGCCGUCUCCGCUCAACCCCAUCUCCCCGAUGAAGAAGCCUUACACCAGCAAUGUCAUAGCGCCCCCAAAGUUCCCGAGACCCGGCGGUCCUCUGGCUCAAAAGCCCUGGCUGGAGGACAGCGCGUUCAGGAGCGACAACAGCAACAACAUACUGCCUUUCCAGGACCGGAAUCGGCCCUUUGAUCCUUUUAACUUGAACUCUUUGGAGAAUCCCUUAAUGGAUAUGAUAAAGACUGACCAUGACAAAGGUAAACCACACCCGGCUGGUGGCCCCCCAUUGACCAUCGCUGACAUUAUAUGGAGGAAUCAUUUUGCAGGACGGAUUGGACUCAACUUUCACCAUCCUGGAGCAGAACACAUAUUGCCCCUGAAUACAGGCCGGAGCUUUGGCCGCCGACGAGGUCGCUCCUGUCUCUUCCCCUUUGAGGAUGGUUUCCUUGACGACGGCCACGGUGACCCCUCCCUGACCCCGGGCCUGAACUCGCCGACCCGCUGUCAGAACGGCGAGAGGAUGGAGCGCUACUCCAGGAAAGUGUUCGUCGGAGGUCUUCCUCCCGAUAUAGAUGAAGAUGAAAUCACCAACAGUUUCCGCCGCUAUGGGCACCUGGUGGUGGAUUGGCCCCACAAAGCUGAAAGCAAAUCCUACUUCCCACCUAAAGGUUACGCCUUCCUGCUUUUCCAGGAAGAGGCUUCAGUCCAGGCGCUGAUCGACGCCUGCAUUGAGGAGGACGGGAAGCUCUACCUGUGUGUGUCCAGUCCCACCAUCAAGGACAAACCAGUCCAGAUCCGUCCCUGGAACCUGAGCGACAGCGACUUCGUCAUGGACGGCUCCCAGCCUCUGGAUCCGCGCAAAACCAUCUUCGUUGGAGGGGUUCCCCGGCCCCUGCGUGCAGUGGAGCUAGCGAUGAUAAUGGAUCGGCUGUAUGGAGGCGUUUGCUACGCCGGCAUCGACACGGACCCGGAGCUGAAAUAUCCGAAGGGAGCCGGGCGCGUGGCGUUCUCCAACCAGCAGAGCUACAUCGCCGCCAUCAGCGCCCGCUUUGUCCAGCUGCAGCACAACGACAUCGACAAAAGGGUGGAGGUGAAGCCGUACGUCCUGGACGACCAGAUGUGCGACGAGUGCCAGGGCGCGCGCUGCGGCGGCAAGUUCGCCCCGUUCUUCUGUGCCAACGUCACCUGCCUGCAGUACUACUGCGAGUUCUGCUGGGCCAGCAUCCACUCCCGGGCCGGCCGCGAGUUCCACAAGCCGCUGGUGAAGGAGGGCGGCGACCGCCCUCGACACGUCUCCUUCCGCUGGAGCUGAGGACGGCGGGCCAGCGGGGUCAGCGGGGGGUCACGGAUCUGCACUAUCCUCAACCCAGACGAAGAAGAAGAAAUGACAACAGCUCCCGCCGGCUUCACCCGACAUGGAAAAAAUGCGAAACGGAUCAGAUUCUCGGUUCUGAACUCGUUGUCAAAGCUUUGUGGGGAGGAAAAACUCCACCAGCUUACAAUUUGCACUUUGGCACAAAGUCUCACUAUAAAACACACACAUACACACGUACACACACACGGGACGGUUCGGUAUGUCCCCCCUCGGGACCGCUCACGUAUUUAAAAAUACACAUAGCUCUAUUUUUUUUGUACUUAUCUAGACGUUAAAUAGAUGGUUUAAAUUUUAUGCAAAAGGAGCAUGCACUUACUUUGAAACAACUGUAGUUACGUCGCCCCUAGUUAAAAUCAUAAAGAAGAAUAAAUAAAUAAAAAAACUACCAAAGGCUAAUUGAAUAAAUGCAGAAGUUAGGCGGCAUCAGAUGUAGCAACAAUUACCAGCUCUGAAGACAACUGAUAUAUUCUCUGUAAAUGUUCAUACCUCACAAUCAGAUUAGUUUGCGUUCGAUAUCUAGGUCUUUAUUUUUAUAAUAACAUAAUUUUUUUUGUGUAAUGUAAAUGUAACUGCUGCGGGAGCUUUGCUGCUAAAUCCCAUGGUAUGAACAGAUAACUUAAGUACUUUAUUUUAUUUUCCCAGCGAGGAAUUCAGAAGCAGCCGGUGUUUCAGGACGACGAGUUGUCUCAGGCAAUGAUGGCCGACGUUUUGAGGUCAGGGGUCGCCCCUAACUGCAUGUUCUAGUCAGGCUACUGCAUGCAAAACACUUUUUCAGUAUCAUGUCUGCAGGUUUUUGUUUUUAUUUUGAUUCUGGCCAUGUUUUGCACAACGCACUGCAAGCCGUGUUACACCCUGCUGAAGGACUCGCACAUCAGAUCACUGAAAAUUUGAUGGUGUUUUACUGGGAUUUUAUAAAAUUAGAGCAAUGGAAAGUAAUUUAUGUAGUAGAGGAAAUUUGCAAAUUAAAAAUCUCAAUAGGUGAACAA